This is a messenger RNA of Oldenlandia corymbosa var. corymbosa, 1239 nucleotides long. The record is from the annotation of a GenBank genome assembly. NCBI's taxonomy places the organism in Eukaryota, Viridiplantae, Streptophyta, Magnoliopsida, Gentianales, Rubiaceae.
AUGAAUGUCAUAAAAGACUUUGAAGAUGAUGCGGGAAAUCAAAUCAUGGAGGAGCACCUUCUCAAAACGGAAGAGCUACCAGAAUCUCUUCUUUGGACAGUAUCGGAUAUGGAAAUUGAAAGAACCAGCAAUCUUACCGCCUCCGGGGCCGGAGGCAUUGGCAACGGCUCGUCAGAGCGUGACCGAUAUGUGUUAUUUCCGACGAGAGUGCAAGUCCGAGGAGGGCAGAUGAACCAAGAAGAUGUGGCUGCCCUGAAAUAUCCAGAGCGUCACUUUUUUACUUUACCGAUCCCUCAAGUCUCAAGAGAAAGGACAAUCUAUACGGUUGCAGACGACAAGGGCUUUCUUUUGGUGGGCUCUGUGGAUCCAGUUGAUCCCGGUGUCAAACAGGACAGAUGCAAGGGUCAAUUUUUCAUCUGCAGUGCUAUCACCCACCAAUGGUUUAGCCUCCCUGUCUCCCCUCCUAAACCCUUUGUCGUAGAAAGUGUGGGUUUUGUGACCCAAUUGGAUGAAUCUGGAAGAUCUCUGUCUAGUUACAGAGUCGCUAUGAUCGAGUCUACGGUUGAAAAUAUCGUUGGCACUUUCGUUCCGGAUUACGUUGAUAUCCAGGUUUUUUCUUCAGAAACAGGGGAAUGGGCGUCCGUUCGAUUGCAAGUCGGACGUCCAUAUAUGUUUUAUCGUUGGCAUAGAUCUGUUGUUCUGAACAAUACUGUUUAUUGGACCGACCCCAUUAAUGGAGGAAUCUUGGCUUAUGAUCCUUACUCGAACCAUCAUCGUGUAAUUGAACCUCCAAGCCGCGGGUACUCAACAAGGGGGCUUGUUGGAGACUAUUCCACUUGUGGUGUUUAUCAAGGACGACUCAAGUAUUUCGAAAAGUUGAAAAGCAUGUUUAAUGGAAGUUGGAAAGUUUUAAAGAUUUGGGAACUCCAAGAGGACAACCACUGGAUAAAUCUUAGUACUUCUUCAUUUCUAUCAUUCGACCAACGGGAUCCAGAUGUCUUGUAUUUGAAUAUGUCGUUGGAGCCAGGAGUGGUAUCGUACAACGUACGAACUCAGAGUACGGAACUACUUGAUCCGUCCUCGUCCAUCCACCGCAAUUUGGCUCUUGUGGGCGAUUAUAAGUGGUUUCUGCUCAAGCUUCCAGCUUCGCCUAUUUUGAUAUCACCACAUCUUAUGUCUAAGAGAGCUGAAGCUGACGAAGGAAUGAUGAUCGGCACUAAUCCGGAGAUUCAUCCAUGA